Molecule: messenger RNA, 1856 nt
Organism: Nymphaea colorata (pocket water lily)
Lineage: Eukaryota; Viridiplantae; Streptophyta; Magnoliopsida; Nymphaeales; Nymphaeaceae
Product: tryptophan synthase beta chain 1
Exons: 5
Coding region: 94-1521 (475 amino acids)
Biological process (GO): L-tryptophan biosynthetic process
Cellular component (GO): cytoplasm
Molecular function (GO): tryptophan synthase activity
Source: RefSeq, a predicted model, not a curated record
UACAUACGGGAACGGCCCUCUCUCACUCUCUCUCUGCGCCCUCCGAAAAGAAAAACGCCUCCUUACCGCCAACCCUGCCUUCCUUCCCACAGAAUGGCCUUCGCAGCAUUCCCCAGCUGCAGAAGCACGUUCUCUCCUCUUCUCCACAGGCCCUCCUCCUCGUCUUCCCCCUCCACCUCCAGCUUCCUCGGUGAUCGAAUCCUUCAAAGCCACCUCCCUAGAUUUCUCAAGGUCAGGUCCUCUCUCCCGAGGGCGUCGAGGACCUGUGUCUGCACCAUCGCCCCUGACAGAGUGGAGGUCGGGAUGGACGGAGUUGGGAUUUCGCAGAGACCCGACACAUUCGGUAGGUUCGGCAAGUUCGGUGGGAAAUACGUCCCCGAGACGCUCAUGUACGCCCUCACGGAGCUCGAAUCCGCCUUCCGAUCCCUAGCUUCCGAUGAUGAUUUCCAGAAAGAAUUGGACGGGAUCUUAAAAGACUACGUUGGUCGUGAGUCUCCACUUUAUUUUGCGGAGCGGCUAUCCAAUCAUUACAAACGCAGUGAUGGCACGGGGCCACAAAUAUACUUGAAAAGGGAGGAUCUGAACCAUACUGGUGCCCACAAGAUCAACAAUGCGGUCGCUCAAGCGUUGCUUGCAAAGCGAUUAGGUAAGAAACGUAUUAUUGCUGAAACUGGAGCGGGACAGCAUGGAGUUGCCACUGCUACCGUGUGUGCAAGGUUCGGUCUGGAUUGUGUUGUUUACAUGGGUGCACAAGAUAUGGAGCGUCAGGCACUCAAUGUGUUCAGAAUGCGCCUUCUUGGGGCUGAGGUAAGGGCUGUUCAUGCUGGAACAGCCACCUUGAAGGAUGCCACCUCGGAGGCUAUAAGGGACUGGGUCACCAAUGUAGAGACUACCCAUUAUAUUUUAGGAUCUGUUGCAGGACCCCAUCCAUAUCCCAUGAUGGUCCGUGAAUUCCAUGCAGUAAUUGGAAAAGAAACAAGAAAGCAGGCUAUGGAGAAAUGGGGAGGGAAGCCUGAUGUUCUGGUUGCUUGUGUUGGUGGCGGCUCAAAUGCAAUGGGUCUCUUUCAUGAGUUUAUAGAGGAUCCUGAUGUAAGGCUUAUAGGUGUGGAGGCUGCAGGAUUUGGAUUAGAUAGUGGUAAGCAUGCUGCAACCUUGUCAAAAGGAGAAGUUGGUGUUCUGCAUGGUGCUAUGUGCUAUUUGUUACAGGAUGAGGAGGGUCAAAUUAUUGAGCCACAUUCUAUCAGUGCUGGAUUGGAUUACCCUGGGGUUGGACCGGAGCACAGCUACUUAAAGGACAUUGGAAGAGCUGAGUAUUAUAGUGUUACUGAUCAUGAAGCUCUAGAUGCUUUCCAACGGCUGUCUCGGUUGGAGGGCAUCAUUCCAGCUCUGGAGACGUCCCAUGCUCUCGCUUACUUGGAGAAGCUUUGUCCUACACUCCCCGAUGGAGCUAAAGUUGUGGUUAACUGCAGUGGGCGUGGUGACAAGGAUGUCCAGACGGCAACCAAGCACCUCACUAUCUGAUACUGUGGCAAAUUGCAUUACAUCCUGCAUUGUUGGUAAUCUUUUAUUAUCAUAUAUAUGCAGAUUGGUGUUUGGAGUUGGUCUUUUGGUAGCAGAGUUGCGGUAUGGGUGUUUAGCGCUGAUAUUAUGUUAAGCGCAUUCAAUUUCCGGUGGUAUUAUUCUAGUGGAGUGGUAGAUCCUCAUUGAGUAAUCAUUUCUUGGUGGAAUUGCUGCCUCUAUAACAUUAAAAUGUCGUUUGGAGUCUUCCUUGUAUCUGAGGAGCCCCAUCUUGUAUUUUUCUUUUUAAACCAUUGAAUCAUGUGGCCUUAUUCUUUUCGAGGUGUUUGAUUUCUUCA